Messenger RNA from Plodia interpunctella (Indianmeal moth), 2269 nucleotides. RefSeq names its product Nnp-1 (gene Nnp-1). Gene Ontology annotation, biological process: rRNA processing. The record is from RefSeq and is a predicted model, not a curated record. Lineage: Eukaryota; Metazoa; Arthropoda; Insecta; Lepidoptera; Pyralidae. The transcript has 12 exons. Gene Ontology annotation, cellular component: preribosome, small subunit precursor; nucleus. Bases 68 to 2236 code for a protein of 722 amino acids.
UGUCAACGUCAUAUUAAACGAUUGACGUUAUCGGUUCUGUUCUGGCCGAAAUAAAAUUACUAAAAACAUGCGGAAUAAAAAUAAAAAUAUCUCCAAAAUGAAGCCAUCGAAGAAACUAAAUAUGAAAUCGCAGAAAAUCAAGAAGAAACCUAUAGCCAAGCCUAAAAAACAAGAUGUAUUAAUAGUGGCUCAAGAAAUAAAAUUUGCUCGACUACUCGCUGGGAACGAGAAAAAAUCACGCGAUCGUGUGCUCAAAACACUGAAAAAAUGGCUUGUAAACUGUUUUCAGAAAGGACACGAAUUCAAAGAAGAAGAUUUCAUCCGAUUGUGGAAGGGCCUGUUCUAUGCUGUGUGGAUGUCUGACAAACCUUUAGUACAGGAGGAGUUAUGCGAGAACAUCUCGGGCAUCCUGGACCAGUUCCCGCCCGAGCAGGUCGGCCACGCUAUAAUGAUGGUGAAAGCUGGUUUCCGAGUGCUGGCCACGGAGUGGUACGGGAUUGACCAACAUAGGAUGGAUAAAUUCUUAAUGCUUGUGCGCCGCUACCUCCGCGGCAGCUUGCGGUGUCUCCUCCGCUGCGAGUGGAGUCUCGACGCUUGCAAGAAGUACAGUAAAAUGCUAACAGCGCCUGAUGGUAUCUUAGCACUAAAAACACCGCACUACGCCAGGAAUGCUACGUCAAUGGUCACACAUUUUAUUGAAUGCUUCCUGGAGGAAUUAGCCAAGGUGUCGUCAGGUUCCCUCCCGGCGUCGAGCACGGCGGAGCUCCUGCAGCCGUUCGUCGCGCACGCGAGCUGCGGCGCCGCGCUCAGCGCCGCGAGCCGGCGCCUGCUGGCGGCGCUGCUGCGCCAGAGCGAGGCCGGCCUACGGUACGCUGAGGCCACGCGCGCUUGGCACAUGAUGGGGUGCCCGCGCGGCGGUCCUGAAGCAAUGCAAUUGGUGGUAGACGAUGAUGAUGAUGAGGACAGCGACGGUGAAGACAACAGUGACGAUGAUGGCGGCGAGAAGCCCUUAGACCCGCGCGCCGGCCGCGUGCACGUGUCGCUGGCGAGCCUGCGCGUGCCCGCGGCGGAGGUCGCGGGCGCGCUGCGGGACAUGUUGCCCAACACCGCUUCCAAGGCGCAUCGGAGGACCAAGAUCUAUUUGGAGAGAUUCGAGAAAUUGGCAAAAAACGAGUAUCCGUUACCGGUAGAGGAAGUGUAUGAAGAAGACGAAACGCCCGCGACGUGGCAGCCGACGCGGGCUGCGAAGGAACUCCGGAAUACUGAGAGGGCGUUGGUGGAGCAAGCUGACGAGUUGGCUUUGAGAGGUCUGAGUCGCAAGCACCGCAGACGGCUGUUGGCCCGGACGCGGGCAGGACUCAGCAUUGUGGAAGACGUCGCGCUGCUGUACACUAAUGGGGAUUGGACGAUCGAAUCAACGGAAACUGAAAGUGCCGACACAUCAAACAAAGAAAACGUGCAAAACAAAUCGAAAAAACGCAAACGCAAAGACACACAGACAGACACAACUAAAAAGCAAAAAGUUGACGAAGCUACGAGAAAAAUUAAAGCGGAAAAGAAGAAGAAUGACAGGAAAAUCAACAUGCUCGUGAACAAAAGAGACAACAAGCUAAAGAAGAUACAAAAAGAUUUAGCCAUGGCAGAUAGCAUCAAAAACUUCUUCGAGAAUCGCAGUAAAAAGGAGAAAACAGAUAAUAGUGCAAAAGGAAAAGUGAAAAAUGAACCGAAAACUAUAAAAAUGGUAGAGAAACCUACCAAAGUGGUAGAAAAACCUACCAAAGUGGGCGAAAGUCCUACCAAAGCGGCAGAAACGCCUGCCAAAGUGGUAGAAAAACCUACCAAAGUGAAUGAAAAGCCAACAAAAGCUGCAGGAAAAGUUACCAAAGUGGUGGAAAAGUCUGCAAAGGUAGCAAUAAGUGUAGAAAAAGUAGAGAAUGUUAAGCAAAAUGUAGAUACGGCGAUGAAAACGACAGUUGUCGCGAAGAAAGUGAAGAACUUCCAAAAACAGACGACGAGUGAUAACAAGCAAGAGUUGCAGAAGAUCAUGGCGUUGAGUACGCCGAAAAGGGUGAAGUUCGCGUUGAAGAACAACACAUACCAGCAGCCGGCGCAGUACCGACGCCUUGUGCGCGCGCAGCCCGCGCUGCCGUACGACGCAGCGCGGGCUCCCGCGCGCGCCACUCUCAAGCCCGCGCCGCCCGCGCACAGGAACCCCUUUACUAGGACAGGGAAAUAGAUUCGAUGUCGGAUUAAAUGAAUUGUUCAAAUA